AUGGGCCGCAGAGCAAAGUAUUUGACAUUAGAGGCGAAGUUGACAGCUGCAAAGUGUCACAAAGCAUCUUAUUGUCAGUCAGAACGGCAAGUAUUCCAGCUAGGUAAAAUUACUCGCAAAGCUCAGAACGCCCGUGCCUACGUCAAGCACCGUGGACGACGCGGACCUCGUACAACCAUUAGCGAGCUGCCUGACUCUCUGACAUCCUCCCUCCUUCAAUUCGCGACUCUUCCUCUUCCUGACUCCUACCUCUUUCACCAAUCCUGUGCUGGUUCCGACUUAAUUGACGAAUCUGAUCUCUCACAGUGGGACCAACCCCCUCCUUAUGAUCAUCCAGUUCCACCUGACUCGCCAGAGGAAGCGCGAUUCACGGAGAACCUUGUCGAUGUGAUGCAUGGACGGCGGGAGAAACUUCCAGGAUUCUUAUGGAGAUUCGAGAGGCGGAGAAGGGGUUGGUUGCAGCCUGGGACGGGCUUCGUGUUCGUGUCGCCAACUUGCAUGAAUGCUCAAGACAUAAGCUCGUGGCCAAUUGUUACCUGCAGGGGGUAG
Molecule: messenger RNA, 549 nt
Organism: Suillus clintonianus
Lineage: Eukaryota; Fungi; Basidiomycota; Agaricomycetes; Boletales; Suillaceae
Exons: 3
Coding region: 1-549 (182 amino acids)
Source: RefSeq, a predicted model, not a curated record